GUGUGUGUGUGUGUGUGUGUGUGUGUGUGUGUGUAUUGAAUUGUGUUGUUGUGUUGUGCUGUGUUGUGUUGUGCUGCGGUGUGUGGUGGCGUAGACGUAACAGGUUUCUCUCCCUUGUUCCAGGGGAAGCAUGGCGUGCAGAUGACAGGAGGGGGCGUGAAGGCCGAUGGUGGUGAUGACUACAGGCGGACGGUGACGGCACCCGGGGGUCGUGGCCGCUACUACAUCCGCCCGGACUACCCCCACCACGACCCUCACCCGCCCCGCCAUGACUACCCGCCCCGGGACUACCUGCCGGAGAAGCUGGAGGACCUGUACCCGCGGCACAAGGAAGACUUCUACAGCCACCGGCCCAAGGAGCGCGAUGACCUGGCUGCCGGCUACGGCCCGCCCACCCCCGACGAGCCCUUCACCCGCACGCCCUCCGCCCGCGGCCCCAGGCUGCAGCAGGACCGCUUCCCCAGGAUGUCUGACUAUCCCCCGCCGCCGCCCACCCCCGAGGCGCGCGCCACCUAUGGCGUGGGCGGCGGAGAACGGAUGUCGCGCCUGAUGGAGCUGUACAACACCUUGGACGGGCGGGGCGGGGCCGGCGGGGCGGGCGGGGUGGGUGGCGCGGCCGGCGGCGGCGGGGCCGGAAGUGCGGCGGUGGGCGUAGGAGCCGUGGGCGUGGGCGCCGGGUCCCGCUCCCACCACGACCUGUACGGCUCCCUGGACGGCCGCACCUCCAGGCUCUCCGACAUCUUCCCGACCAGCGAGGCCGCCAGACUGCGGCAGUCCACCGACUACCGACAGGCCGACGAAACCCGCUCCCUGUCGGGCCGCGAAGGCGUCCUGGAGAUGUGCCGCCGGCGGGAGCUGCCGCCCGCGCCCCCCGAGUACCGACUCCACGACUACCGACCGAGACACGACUUCCGGGGUCCGCCGAAGCCCCAGCCGCCGCACGACCAAGACGUGAUCGAGAACCCGAUGUACGACGUGGAGCGACGGGGCGCGCCGGGCCCCCCGCGCACCCCCGGCCCUGGCCCCCGCCCCUCCUCCGCCGCGCCCACCACGCCCACGCCCACAGCCCACCACCAGCACCACCCUCACCACCCAGCCCACCCGCCCCACGCCCACACCCCCGCCCACCAGCCCCAGCACGCCCACCACCACCAGGCCCUGCAGCAACAGAUGCAGCAGCAGCAGCAGCAGAUGCAACAGCAGCAGCAGCAGCUCCAGCAACAACAACAGCAACAGCAACAGCUGCACGCCGGACAGCCCCACCCGGUGGCCGCGCCCCACCUCCAGCCCCACCCUGGACCCACCCACCCUGGGCCCGUCCACGGCGGACCCACCCAUGUGGCCCCUGGCCACAGCGGCCCCGGCCGGCCCGAGGCCCCAGGCGACCGACCUGAGGGACGCUACACGGCCGUCAUCGCGCGCCAGGAGGACGCCCAUAGGUACGUGCCAUCCCCGAGCCAUGGGAGUUGUCACUGGAACCUCAGGUAA
Molecule: messenger RNA, 1488 nt
Organism: Eriocheir sinensis (Chinese mitten crab)
Lineage: Eukaryota; Metazoa; Arthropoda; Malacostraca; Decapoda; Varunidae
Product: DNA N6-methyl adenine demethylase-like
Exons: 2
Coding region: 142-1488 (448 amino acids)
Source: RefSeq, a predicted model, not a curated record